Messenger RNA from Dendrobium catenatum, 1663 nucleotides. Its product is annotated as cell division protein FtsZ homolog 2-1, chloroplastic. Bases 233 to 1663 code for a protein of 476 amino acids. Gene Ontology annotation, biological process: chloroplast fission. Gene Ontology annotation, cellular component: chloroplast; cytoplasm. The record is from RefSeq and is a predicted model, not a curated record. Gene Ontology annotation, molecular function: GTP binding; GTPase activity. The transcript is spliced from 8 exons. Lineage: Eukaryota; Viridiplantae; Streptophyta; Magnoliopsida; Asparagales; Orchidaceae.
CUUGAAUUCUCUGUGGUGUGCUCAUUGUCCUUGAUUUCUUUGGGGUUCUGCUUUCUCUUUUGUAGCGCUAUCGGGAGUGCACUUUUUCACCUGCCAUUACUUUUUUAUACGUUGAUAUUUCUAGAUGAUUGAACUGAGGUAUUUGGAGGUAGACGUAUAGCCAAGCCCAUGUAUUUUGGUUUCUUGGGAAUUAUUGUACCGUAAGAAUUUAUUGGAACUUGGUGCCUGUUAUAUGGCGACGUGCAUACCAUUUAUAACAUCAUUUGAUGCUCGUUCUUCAGUUCAAAUUUCUGUUUUUCCUGGAGGAGGAAUAGCAUUGGACAGUGGAAUUGGCAGAAAUUGCUCACUCAGGUUCUGUCAUGGCUGUAAAAUCCCUUUUGUAUUAGGGCAGAGGACAAACUUCACUACCACCUGCAAUGCUAGAGUUAGAUGCUGUUCAAAUUCUCACAUUAUGAAAUAUCAGAAAAAAGAUCCUUUUUUGAAUAUGCAUCCUGAGGUUUCAAUGCUUCGAGGAGAGGAGAAUAGCACAUUUCUUAAUCCAAGGAAGGAGAAUUCACCUGAAGUUUUCUAUGAGGAAAAAAAGGGCUCAUCUAAUAAGAAAGAUGAUAAUGCAGCCACAAUAAAAGUUGUUGGAGUUGGUGGUGGAGGUUCUAAUGCUGUCAAUAGAAUGAUUGAGAGUUCCAUGGAUAGUGUGGAGUUCUGGAUUGUGAAUACAGAUGUUCAAGCCAUGAGGAUGUCUCCGGUUAAUCCUGGGAAUCGCUUGCCAAUUGGACAGGAGUUAACUAAAGGUCUUGGUGCUGGUGGGAACCCAGAUAUUGGCAUGAAUGCUGCCAAGGAAAGCAAAGAGCUAAUAGAGGAGGCUGUUUAUGGUUCUGAUAUGGUUUUUGUAACGGCUGGGAUGGGUGGGGGAACUGGGACUGGUGGUGCUCCUGUGGUUGCUGGAAUCGCAAAGUCAAUGGGUAUACUAACAGUCGGUAUAGUUACGACUCCUUUUUCAUUUGAGGGAAGAAAACGAGCAGUUCAGGCACAGGAAGGAAUUGCAGCUCUUAGGGAAAACGUUGAUACUCUUAUUAUCAUCCCAAAUGAUAAGCUUUUGACUGCUGUUUCUCCAACUACACCUGUGACUGAAGCAUUUAACCUGGCAGAUGAUAUACUAAGACAAUGUGUUCGUGGCAUCUCUGACAUAAUUACGGUUCCUGGUCUGGUUAAUGUUGAUUUUGCUGAUGUGCGGGCCAUAAUGGCAAAUGCUGGUUCAUCUUUAAUGGGCAUUGGAACAGCAACGGGAAAAACUAGGGCAAGAGAUGCUGCGUUAAAUGCCAUUCAUUCACCAUUGCUAGACAUGGGCAUUGAAAGGGCUACUGGUAUUGUAUGGAAUAUCACCGGAGGAUGUGAUUUGACGUUGUAUGAGGUAAAUGCUGCAGCAGAAGUAAUUUAUGAUCUUGUUGAUCCAAGUGCCAAUUUGAUAUUUGGAGCGGUUAUAGACCCUUCAAUUAGUGGUCACGUGAGCAUCACCUUGAUUGCAACAGGUUCAAACGCCAGGAAGAAAUUGAUAGCCGCAUAUCCCAGGGAGCACAGCUGGGUGGUCCUGACAACCUCGGCGCCGGUAGACGCACCAGCCUCUUCUCUCGCCGAAGAACCACAUUCGAGAUUCCAGAGUUUCUAA